Thyridium curvatum is the source of this 2004-nucleotide messenger RNA. RefSeq lists its product as uncharacterized. Gene Ontology annotation, biological process: maturation of LSU-rRNA; rRNA base methylation. The record is from RefSeq and is a predicted model, not a curated record. Gene Ontology annotation, molecular function: rRNA (cytosine-C5-)-methyltransferase activity; RNA binding. Gene Ontology annotation, cellular component: nucleolus. The transcript has 2 exons. NCBI's taxonomy places the organism in Eukaryota, Fungi, Ascomycota, Sordariomycetes, Thyridiales, Thyridiaceae. Bases 1 to 2004 code for a protein of 667 amino acids.
AUGGGUCAAGGACGCCGCAUGAAGAAGAAGCAGGGUCUCCCUGACACCCUGUCUGAGGAGCACUUUGCCAAGCUCAAGAGGAAGGCAGGCCUGCCCGUCGAUGAUGUGCCCGCCAAGGCACCCCAGGCGAAGAAGCGCAAGACCUCCAAGAAACCCGAGCCGGUCCCAAAGACCAAUGGCAAGGACAAGACCAAGGCGAAGAAGCCGCAGCCGGGCUCUGACGAGGAGACGGAGGACGACUCGGACCUGGACCUGCCUGCCGACGAGUUCUCCGACCUCGAUAGCGACGAGAAGCUGGGCGACGACUUCCUCGGCUCCGAUGACGAUUCCGUGUUCGACUCUGAUCAGGAGGUGGAGGGCAAGAAGGGCCAGUUCGUCUUCUCGGACGAUGAGGACGACUCGGACCGGGAAGAGAAGCUGACGGCCGCCAACAUUGAGGGUCUGUCGAGGAAGCUCGACAAGCAGCUCGAGGACGAAGCCGCCGCCGCCGAGGCCGAGCUGCAAGAGGCGGCGCUGCAGACCAACAUUGUCGGCGACACGCUGGACGUGCUGGAGGACGAGGAUGACGAGCUGGCGGCCAAGGGCCAGUCCCUGCUCGCCCCGGACGUGCAGCUGCUGCGCCAGCGGAUAACAGACACGAUACGGGUGCUGGACGACUUUGCAAAACUGGCAGAGCCCGGGCGGUCAAGGGUCGACUAUACGAACCAGCUGCUGAAGGACAUCUGCGCGUACUACGGCUACAGCGCCUUCCUCGCGGAGAAGCUGUUCAAUCUCUUCAGCCCGCGCGAGGCGUUUGCCUUCUUCGAGGCCAACGAGACGCCCCGCCCCGUCGUCAUCCGCACCAACUCGCUCCGGACGCACAGGAGAGACCUCGCCCAGGCGCUCAUCAACCGCGGCGUCACCCUCGAGCCCGUCGGCAAGUGGAGCAAGGUCGGCCUGCAGAUCUUCGAGUCCACGGUGCCCCUCGGCGCCACGCCCGAGUACCUCGCCGGCCACUACAUGAUCCAGGCCGCCGCCUCCUUCCUGCCCGUCAUGGCCCUGUCGCCGCAGCCAGAGGAGCGCGUGCUGGAUAUGGCGUCCGCUCCCGGCGGAAAGACGACGCACUGCGCGGCGCUCAUGAAGAACACGGGCGUCAUCUUCGCCAACGACUCCAACAAGGCCCGUGCCAAGGGUCUCAUCGGCAACAUCCACCGCCUGGGCGCCCGCAACGUCGUCGUGUGCAACUACGACGGCCGCGAGUUCCCCAAGGUCAUCGGCGGCUUCGACCGGGUGCUGCUCGACGCGCCCUGCUCGGGCACGGGCGUCAUCGCCAAGGACCCCAGCGUCAAGACCAACAAGGACGAGAAGGACUUUAUGAUGCUGCCCCACCUGCAGAAGCAGCUGCUGCUCGCUGCUAUCGACUCGGUCAACCACGCCAGCAAGACUGGUGGUUAUCUCGUCUACUCUACUUGCAGUGUCACUGUCGAGGAGAACGAGGGUGUCGUCGCCUACGCGCUGUCGCGCCGGCCCAACGUCAAGCUCGUCGAGACGGGCCUGCCCUUCGGCAAGGAAGGGUUCACGAGCUACAUGGGCAAGAAGUUCGACCCCAGCAUCAAGCUCACGCGGCGGUUCUACCCGCACGCGCACAACAUCGACGGCUUCUUCGUCGCCAAGUUCAAAAAGGUCGGCCCGACGCCGGCCAACGCCGUCAUGGCGUCGUCGUCCUCCUCCUCCAAGGACGGCACCGGGAAGCGCGCCGUCGACGAGGAGGUCAUUGACAAGACGCCCAUCUCGACCGACGGCGAGGACGGGGCGGCCGCCACGAGCGGCGACGACUUUGGCGGGUUUGACGACGGCGAGGACAAGGAGUACAUGGAGCGGGCGCGGAGGAACGCCAUGCGCAGGAGGGGUCUGGAUCCUCACGCGCUCGACCGGCCGAACGGCAAGGAGAAGGAGGCGGGGAAGAAGAAGAAGGGUGCCGGUAGUGGUGAGGGUAGCUCCAAGAAGAGCAAGGGGAAGAAAUGA